Molecule: messenger RNA, 1041 nt
Organism: Psilocybe cubensis
Lineage: Eukaryota; Fungi; Basidiomycota; Agaricomycetes; Agaricales; Agrocybaceae
Exons: 6
Coding region: 1-1041 (346 amino acids)
Biological process (GO): purine ribonucleoside salvage
Cellular component (GO): cytosol; nucleus
Molecular function (GO): adenosine kinase activity
Source: RefSeq, a predicted model, not a curated record
AUGUCUGCGCCCUCGUACUCCCUUUUCUGCAUGGGCAACCCGCUGCUCGACAUGCAGGUCCGCAACGGCGAACAGCUCCUCGAGAAAUACGGGCUCAAAGCCAACGAUGCGAUUUUGGCAGACGAGAAACAGUCCGAGAUAUACGAUGAAUUGGUGAAGGAACAUCAAGUGACAUAUGUCGCUGGCGGCGCGGCGCAGAACGCCGCCCGCGGAGCAGCUUACAUCCUCCCUCCCGGAUCCGUUGUGUACACUGGUGCCGUCGGCGACGAUGAGCUCGCGGAGCAGCUCAAGGCCGCUAACAAGCGCGAGGGCCUCGACCAGGUGUACCAGGUCAAGAAGGGCGAGAAGACAGGCGCGUGCGCGGUCGUUAUCACCGGCCACCACCGAUCCCUCGUCACUACCCUGCGCGUCGCUGAGAAAUUCGAAAAGUCGCACUUGUCGUCGCCUGAAGUUGCGCCUCUUGUCGAGAACGCCAAGUUCUUCUACAUCGAGGGAUACUUCCUCACACACGGCGUCGAGUCCGCUCUCGAGCUGAGCAGCAAAGCCUCCGCCGCAGGCAAGACAUUCGUCAUGAACCUCUCCGCGCCAUUCAUCGCCCAAUUCUUCGGGGAGCAGCUUAACCAAAUCCUGCCGCACACCGACAUCAUAAUCGGCAACGAAGCCGAAGCCGAAGCAUGGGCAACCGCGCACAACUACGCAUCCACGACAGACCUCGCAUCCAUCGCCAAGCAAAUCGCGCUGCUCCCCAAAUCGAACCCGGCGCGCCCGCGCGUCGUCGUCUUCACCCACGGCGCGCAGAGCACGGUGCUGGUGAGCGCGGACAGGCCGGAUGAGGCGAGGGUGUUUGAUGUGGAUGUGCUGGCGGAUGAUAAGAUUGUGGAUACGAAUGGCGCGGGGGAUGCGUUUGCGGGUGGGUUCGUUGGUGCGCUUGUGGCGGGCAAGGACCUUGAGGGUGCGGUGUUGGCUGGCCAUGCGCUUGCGCGCCAGUGUGUGCAGCAGGUUGGACCACAGUACCCCUGGCCAAAAGUCGACAUCUUGUAG